Molecule: messenger RNA, 1931 nt
Organism: Hydractinia symbiolongicarpus
Lineage: Eukaryota; Metazoa; Cnidaria; Hydrozoa; Anthoathecata; Hydractiniidae
Product: deaminated glutathione amidase-like
Exons: 1
Coding region: 668-1555 (295 amino acids)
Molecular function (GO): hydrolase activity, acting on carbon-nitrogen (but not peptide) bonds, in linear amides
Source: RefSeq, a predicted model, not a curated record
GAAUAAUUUUUUUAAAUCUAGUGUAUUUUCAACAUAACGUAUUUUUAAGUAUCUUAUUUUGCGUUUUUGUUUUUGUUUUAAUUUGCGUUUUCGUUUAAUUUUGCGUUUUUUUAUACAGUAUUCUUAUGGUCUAAAAACUUGUUGGAAAUGAAAAUAUUUUUUCUGAUAAGCAGCAAAAUUAAUCCCUAACUGUAGAUUCUAGAUACCAUUUUUAUAGUGUUUUUUUUUAACACGAUGUUUGUCUUCGUAAUGGCUCGCAAAUCGAAUACCGUGCGUUAAACGUCAAAGUAAAGGUCAAACCUCUUAUUCCCUACCAUAUACAAUGUAAAAAAAAAAAUUUGGUAUCUAACACUUCUGUAAAGCAUGUCACCGAACAAUCUGUUUAAAAUACUUUCUAACGUACAGUUUCAGUUUGUGAGUAUAUACCUUUAAAGGUCGCUUCCAGUAGAGGGCAGCUCUCAACGUUUAGCAUCCGGGCAUGUUUAUUACAUCUUUUCGUCUGCAACGCCUAUGUAUCUGCAUCUUUGGUAGUUGAGACGAAUCAUAGAUUAAGCGUAAUGUCCGCUUACUUUGAAACAAUAGAGCUGUAACCUAAAACGCUUUCGUGUGAAGCGGCCUUUAGAUGUAACUAAAUUGCAGCUGUUAAUUAUAGACUUUACACGAUCAUAUGAAAAGUAUAAUACGUGUAGCUGUCUCGCAAGUUCGAGCUAUGUCUCAUCGAAAAGUUUGGGCUGCUGUAUGUCAAAUGAACGCAACGAACGAUAGAGACAAGAACGCAACUAUUUGCUAUGACUUGAUAAGUCAAGCAGCCAAAGGCGGUGCGCGUAUGGUGUUUUUACCAGAAUGUUUUGAUUAUGUUGGGAGUAACAAAGACGAGUCUGUUAAAAUGGCUGAAAAAUUAGAUGGACCAACUAUCGAAAGGUUUAAAAACAUUGCGUCGAAACACCAAGUGUGGCUGUCCUUGGGUGGUUUCCACGAGAAGUGCGAUACUGAAGAGAAAAUUUAUAUUUCUCAUGUAGUUUUGAACGCCAAAGGUGAAGUAGUGUGUGUGUACCGGAAAACGCAUUUAUUUGAUGUUAACACAGGCGAGAAUUCUUUACUGGAAAGUUCAUACACGAAGAAAGGGUGCACAAUUCUCCCCCCUGUAGACACGCCCAUUGGUAAAAUCGGAUUGCAAAUAUGUUAUGAUUUACGAUUUCCAGAACUUUCCCUUGUCCAAAGACAUCAAGGAGCAGAUAUACUAACAUACCCAUCCGCUUUUACGGUACCGACAGGAAUGGCGCAUUGGCAUUUGUUGCUACGCGCACGCGCAGUUGAAAAUCAGUGCUACGUCAUCGCGGCUGCGCAAACAGGGAAACAUAAUUCGAAAAGAGAGAGCUAUGGUCAUGCGUUGAUUGUUGAUCCAUGGGGAACAGUCGUGUGUGAAUGCAGUGAAGGAAACACAUUUGCAAUGACGGAAAUUGAUUUAGAUUUACUUGAGAAAGUGAGGACAAGGAUGCCAGUGUCACAACAUCGACGUUACGACUUGUAUAACAAACGUUUUAUGUACAUGUGACAUGAUUUUCGCUUUAAGAGUCUUAAGCUUAACAUAGACGAUUCAAUGCUACCAAGUUACAGAGUCUGAUACCUAUGUUAAGUGCUAAAUUCCCAUGGGAUUGGAUUUUCGCUAAUUGUGUGAAAUAUGAGAAUCGCCUAAGCCUUUUUUUUAUAAUAAAGAUUUAACUGUUUCUUUCAAAAAUGCUUUAGUUUUGUCGAUUGUAUCUCGCAAAAGCAAAGCUUUAAAGUAACUUUCUGCGAAAAGUUAAUAUGUGAAGAAAAUUUGUGUUUGUUGACGGUCAUAUGGGUGGCUUAAUAACUGUAGCGCCAACUUAGCUAUGUUUUUUGUGUUUCUGCAAGUUUUCUAUAUAUAAGCUAUCAUAAUUAUUUUUUCA